This is a messenger RNA of Cyprinus carpio (common carp), 2265 nucleotides long. Its product is annotated as deformed epidermal autoregulatory factor 1 homolog. The record is from RefSeq and is a predicted model, not a curated record. NCBI's taxonomy places the organism in Eukaryota, Metazoa, Chordata, Actinopteri, Cypriniformes, Cyprinidae. Gene Ontology annotation, molecular function: DNA-binding transcription factor activity, RNA polymerase II-specific; DNA binding. Gene Ontology annotation, cellular component: nucleus. Gene Ontology annotation, biological process: regulation of transcription by RNA polymerase II.
UUCGGUAAUUUCCGCUUGCUCUCCUUCCUGUGUUGAGCCCCCGUCCCCAGUAAAGACACUCGGAGGCCAUUAUCCUGCAACCAUUUUCUUUUCUUUCAAACCUGAAGAAAAAUAAAUCGUUUUUAUAAAUCAAUUAUUUAUUCGUGCGAGCUGACCAAGCGCUCGUUGGAAACCUGCACCUUUACAAAUCGUGAGGGACGCGCACCUCGCCUCGACGAACCUUCGGAUAAUUUCGGCUGCUUUCGUGCGCCGCUGUUUUGAAAUGGACGCGACUGAACCGGCGGCGAAGGCACUCGAGCUGGGCGACGCGUCUGAGAGCGCGUCUGCGGGAGAGGCGGUAGGCUCGGAUACCGAGUCGGAGGCCGAAGUCGCCACGAUGACUGUGAUGGGAGAAGCGGGAAACAUCGACAUCACCGAAUCCCUACCGAACCCAGAAGAUGCCGAAGCGGCGUUCGCGGAGGUGACAGCCGUCACUGUUGGGGACGUCCAGAGUUCAGAUGGCACUGUGUUCACAUCUUCAGUAAACCCAGCAGCGUCCAUCCCUGAACACGUGCUCACCGGCAGAACCACGCUUCAGAUCGGAGACAGUCUGAGUACCCAGAAGGCCACGCUGAUCGUGGUGCACACGGAUGGGAGCAUCGUAGACGCCACAGGGCUGAAAGGCACCGCAACACCGAUGACACCUGGUCCUCAAACCCCGAGCACCCCUCUGACGUCUGGACACGAUAAGGACGUCUCUAAGUACAACUGGGAUCCGUCGGUUUACGACAACGAGCUCCCGGUGCGCUGCAGGAACACCAGCGGGAUUCUGUACAAAAGCAGACUGGGCUCAGGGGGCAAAGGGCGCUGCAUCAAACACAACAAUAACUGGUACACCCCGACAGAGUUUGAGGCUAUGUCAGGAAGAGCGAGCAGCAAAGACUGGAAGAGAAGCAUCCGCUACGCUGGCCGACCUCUACAGUGUCUCAUUCAGGAGCGUAUCCUGAACCCUCAUGCAGCGUCCUGUACGUGUGCGGCCUGCUGUGAUGAUCUGUCAACAGUGAGUGACACGUGUACGAAGGACGGAUGUUUUGAAGGAGAGAACAUCUCUAUGACGGGCCCCGUCAGACUGUUCGUCCCUUAUAAAAGAAGGAAGAAGGACAGCGAGCGGGCAGCUUCUCCUGAGAAGAAGGAAGUUCAGUCUCCAAAGAACAUCACCCUGGCUCCUGGAGCAACGUUUACAAUGACUCCGUCCGGACAGAUCACCACAUCAGGCACGCUGACCUUUGACCGAACGGCUUCAGGAGAGACGACGGCCAUCAUCUCCGACAGCCCUGCGCCCGCUGACGUCUUCACCAACACAACCGUGUUGGCCACCCUUCCUGCGCUGGCGGUGGUCCCUCAGCAGGCCGUGGUGCAGUCUAAACCCUCUCCGGCAGGGCCGCUCAUGAACGGGCUGGAGAUGGCCGAGCAGCGGACGUGGCUUUACCUGGAAGAGAUGGCCAACACGCUGCUCAACAACGUCCAGCAACUCAAAGUGCUCAUCGCACAGGCCAAACAAGCCAGUCAGAGCGCCAUCAGCGUCAGGAAAGAGUCCUUUCAGAGUCAGCUGUCACUCAGUGAAGAACCUGAGGGGAAAAUCACUGAAAUUAUCAUUAAGCACACGUGUGUGAACUGCGGUCGAGAGGCGUCCAGUGAGUGUACAGGCUGCCAUAAAGUCCAUUACUGCUCGGGCUUCUGUCAGCGGAGGGACUGGAAGGAACAUCAGCUGAGCUGCUGUCCGGCGGGAUCGACCGUCAGCAUUCAGGAGGACACUCAGAUGGUCGGCGUGGAGGUGGAGAAAGGGAAAGCCUAGCGUCCUCACUGCAGGACCGUGAUGUAUGAAGUUUAGAUGGGUGAUCGCUUCCGCUCAUGUGUUUUAGUUUAGCUCUUAAGCCUCAUAGUAACAGCUCCUUACACACUGGGAGAUAUAAAGCUCAUAAUUUCCAUAAAAAUAAGACAUAAAAUUACCAGUUUGUAAGCUCUUAAAUGGAGGUGGAGGGGGGGGGGUCUCUGUGUUGUAGCUCUCAAAUCUAUGAAAACUUGUUUCCGCCAUGGGAAAUAAAAUAAAACAGAGAAUUGUGACUUUUUAUCUCACAAUUCUGAGGAAAAAUUCAGAGCUGUGAGAUAUAAACUUGCUAUUGUGAGAAAAAAAAUUAGCUUUCCUAUUUUUAAUUCCAUGGCGGAAAAAACAAAAACAAAUUGUGAGAUGGAAAAUCUGAAUUGUGAGAGAAAAGGUCAAAAUUC